Molecule: messenger RNA, 1936 nt
Organism: Vollenhovia emeryi
Lineage: Eukaryota; Metazoa; Arthropoda; Insecta; Hymenoptera; Formicidae
Exons: 2
Coding region: 943-1428 (161 amino acids)
Source: RefSeq, a predicted model, not a curated record
UAAAUUUUUAAAUAUUUUAUAUAGAAAUACUAGUAGUUUUUCACGUAACUUUUAAUUUAAAUCACUAUUUCAUUCCAUUUUGAAAGUGAUACAUUUUUAUAAAACAAAUAUAUUUUGUAAAGAAUACAAAAGAGAGAUUUGACAUAAUCUACUGAUAACAAUAUUUAUAAUUAUGAGAGAAAAAUAUAAAUAUGUAUACAAAAUGUACUUGUUAUUCUGUAAUCAAUGAAAUAUAUGUAAUUUGACAAAAUACCAUACAUCGGUUUUGAAUAAUAGUGCAUUUCUCUUAAUAUAUGUUGCAUUAUAUGCAUAUAAGUAUAUGUUAUUUGUUUAAGACUGAUAUCCCUAUCACUGAGUAGUAAAUAAAUAGAAUAAUUUUAUGGAAUUUUAGAACUUUACAAUCUCCUUUUUAAGUUUGUUUCAAUUCUAACCAUUAUUUUCCUACGUAAAUAAUAACAUAUUUUCGUGUUUUAUAAAUUUCGUAACUUGAAAAUUUUACUCAAUUUUAAUUAAAAUUGAAAAACAAGGAAAUGUAUUCAUGCGCAUUACGAAUUGUCGGUUACGUUCAAUUAAUAAAUUAUGUCGUCUAAUUGUUAAAAUUACUCGUGUCAAAAUAAUAUACAGUUAUCAAACAAACAUUACUAAUAACAUUAAUGCAUCAAAUACCGUAAGUUCAAGUAUUAUAUAAUUGUUUGAGUGCGCCUAUUAAUUAACAUUAAUACAUUAAUAAUAAAUUCACACUUUCUUAUCAAAACUUUCGUCAGGAAAACAUUUUAUUAGGAACAACGUUAAUUAUAAAUCUGAAUUGUAACAUCUUUGUAUUAUAAAUCUUGUCCGUACAGUAAUAUCUGCAUUUUUAUAAUAAAAGUAGAUAUAACCCUUUUAUUUUUUACAAGUAGCAUCAUCAAUUAGAAUAAGACGUUUUCACAAAAUACAUUUCAGAUGGAGAAAAUCCCAAUAACGCCGCAAAUGCUACAUAUAUCCGUGAAAGCAUUACAAAAAUUUCAACUAUUUGUAAAAUUAAAAGAUUUAAGAGAUUACAUCCAAAGGCAUUAUCCGGUGGAAACCGAUGUCAAAGCUCUCGAGCGAGAAUUAGAGGAGAAAUUAAAGUAUGCUGUUUACGUCGGAUUGCUCGCUAAACACGAAGACGACCAAUAUUAUAUACCAACUUUACGAGAAGAGACUAAUGCCGCUACAACAGCGUUCAGCGCAUUUUCGGAGAUAUACAAAAACAUGGAGAAAAUCCCAAUAACGCCGCAAAUGCUACACAUCCGUGAAAGCAUUUCAAAAAUUUCAACUAUUUGUAAAAUUAAAAGAUUUAAGAGAUUACAUCCAAAGGCAUUAUCCGGUGGAAACCGAUGUCAAAGCUCUCGAGCGAGAAUUAGAGGAGAAAUUAAAGUAUGCUGUUUACGUCGGAUUGCUCGCUAAACACGAAGACGACCAAUAUUAUAUACCAACUUUACGAGAAGAGACUAAUGCCGCUACAACAGCGUUCAGCGCAUUUUCGGAGAUGUACAAAAACGUAAUGUAUUAAUUUAUUUUAUUCUUUGCAUCGUACAACAAACAUCCCUUCAAUUUGUUAUCCAUUUAGAACAAGCAGUUGCCUAAUACGAGAAAGAAGAGAUCAAGUACCGAGAGAUCGUUAUCGUAUAAAAAACGAAAGGAUUACGUGAGUUCCUCUAACAACGACGAAACCAACAGUAGCGAGGAUUUAGAUUUUUUCCAAUUUAAGAACCAUAGUCAUAAAACUUGAUCAUCAAUGAUACAAUACCAUUGUAAAAUUUUUAGAUGUCCUUAUGCGUUAUAUCUUAUACAUAUACAAAUUGUUUAUAUAUGAAAUUAAUAUAUAAAAUUAUAAAUUACGUGAAUUGCAGCGAUACAAUUGUACGCAGUUAAAAUUAGGUAUAAUAAAAAAGUUAAUGCUGCGUGAUUCCAA